Messenger RNA from Alligator sinensis (Chinese alligator), 12462 nucleotides. It is a transcript of the gene CNOT6L, whose product is annotated as CCR4-NOT transcription complex subunit 6 like. The transcript is spliced from 12 exons. Gene Ontology annotation, biological process: nuclear-transcribed mRNA poly(A) tail shortening. The coding region runs from base 5415 to 7067 and encodes 550 amino acids. The record is from RefSeq and is a predicted model, not a curated record. NCBI's taxonomy places the organism in Eukaryota, Metazoa, Chordata, Crocodylia, Alligatoridae. Gene Ontology annotation, molecular function: poly(A)-specific ribonuclease activity; protein binding. Gene Ontology annotation, cellular component: nucleus; CCR4-NOT complex; cytoplasm.
UGGGGUACCUGUCAAGGGGCGGGGCUACCCUCAUGGCCCUCAACAGCUUGCCAAAACUUGUUAAGCGGCCCUCCAGCUGAAGUAACGGCCUGCUGCUGUUCUAAACAUUUUCCCAUGAGAGGCAGUCUCUUUGCUGCAACUCUCCUGUCCUCCAAAACCCAAAAUCUAGGUAGCUUAAACUUUAAUAUGGUUUGGUGGUGGUGUGCUGUAAUGUGAAAAGACCUUGCUUACUGUGCCCGAAACUGCAAAACGAUUUUCAGCAUUUAAGUAUCAGGUUUUGACUAGUCUAAACUAACCCACAGCUGAGUCUUUUUGGACAAGCUUUGGAUCUUUUAAAGCUGUUUGAAAUAAGGUCUCUCUUUUUUUUUAAGUGGCCUCUUUCCAGGCUGUUAAUUAUUGCUGCAAAGAACAGAUUGUGGGAGAUAAGCUGACUGUUAUCUUCCUGUAGUAUAGUGUAUGUAAGCUGCAAUGCUGCUGGGCUUUACUUAUUUUAUUAAAGUCUUGGCACUGUAUCAUGAAGAGUAAGAUUGUUGUAGCCAAGGGAAUAAUCUCUCUUCUUUCACUUCCUCUAAAUACAGACUUUCUUGGAGGGAGCAGUUUUAUUGAUCAUUAGAUUGGCGUUAAACAUUUCUCCCUCUUUGAAGGUAUUAAAAGCUCUAUACAGAUGUCUGCAGUGGUGUGCAUAUGUGUGAACUAGUCCUUUGGUCAUGACUGUCAUUGUAUAGAUCUUCAUUUCAACACUGCAUGCUCAUGCUAUCCAGCAUAGAGGGGUCUUUUCAAGUAUAUUGAGGCAGUCAUUCAGGACAGUGAAAUGGAGGAAUCGAUCAAGUUAGAUUAGCAACCUAAUGAGCUAUUAUACAUUGGCAGGUUGGUCAAUAGUAGAGGCCCAGCAGUGUAUUUGAGAAGAGGGCUUCCUUUGAAAUCUACCCAGAGCCUUCCUGCAGAAGAAAGCUCUGUACUUUGGUUCUGCUACUUUCAAUCUGGAGCUAGAAUGACAGCACUUGCUGACUUACAUUACAGCAAUGGGCUGCCACUCUCUCUUUUCAACUUCAGGGGCCAAAAGAACCUUUUUGUGGUGAUUACUGCUUGUCACAUGAUUAUUUUGGCUGCUUCUGUGUUACUGUUGUCUGCUUUUCCUAGGUACUUCAUGACUGCAGUUCUAAAUUCUUAAAGCUAGUCUGAUGUUUUUUGUACAUCAUCAGAAGGCCUCUAAGAUAGAUGGUUUGGGGUGGUGGGCUGUGGCAGCCAACUGGUCACUCCAUUGGGCAGUCCAGGAUACUUAAAGAAGACUACUACUUACACUGGCUCUCCCUUCUUAUGUUUCUUAUUGGAUUUUUACAAUCUGCUUGGUGGAACAAUUUUUUCCUUACUCAGGAAAUGCACACAAAGGAGAGAUCUACUUUUCAGUGUCUCUCCUAUGCAUUUCUAGCAUGAAACCCAGGGUAUUUGAGUAGAUAUGGACUCCUUAACCUAGUAAGUGUUUGACUUAACUAGUAGAUAUAAAACUUAAAUUUACAGCUUUGACAUCCAUAUUUAUCUCUGAUUUCUUCUAGAUGGGAUGUAGUAGGGACUUGGGAGUAUGAAAACAAACUUUUUUACUUAAAAAUCUUCAUGCAAGGAAACUAAAUGUAAAAACCUGAACGUUAACUUUUACAAUGGGAACUGGCAUUUCCAGUAAACAAUUGAAUCCUUGUAAAACGUCUGAUGGGGAGGGAAGGGGAGGGCAAAAAAGGGAAAAAGGAAAUUAAAAAAAAAAAAGCAAGCUGGUUAUUGUGCUACCUACCCUGAUUCCCCUUCCUUCUCCCAAUUGCCGCCUCACUGCCAUUCAUUGAAAGAGAGAGAAUUGUGGUGUGCUAAUUAGAGCAAUAAUUCAUUUCUACUAGUUAAGUGCCCUUUGUUUCUAAAGCUAGUAGAACAUAGGCAGGACCUCUGAGCUUGUGCAGCUUUUUAGGAUGGGUUCUCUGGCAAGUUUUUGUGAGCUUUGUUGGAGUGAUAGCAUAAAGCCCUUUCAAAUGCCAAAACCAUAGAAGUUACUGUCAGCUGCAGAAUCCCAGAUACCCUGGUGAUCACUGCACUUGGGUCUGUUCUAUGUCAAGAUAGACAACACUAGAAAUAAGAGAGGAGUACAGACCCAUGCAGAAUGUGGCAGCUGAAUAUUGUACCAUCCAGUUAUGCUUUUUGCUUCUCUUGGAUUAUGGAAGUUUGAUCAUGCCAAAAUUGGUGUUGUAACCUCAGAAUGUGAGAUCUGAUCAGCUUGGUUUUGGAAAAAAAGCAAACCGUAUGAUAAAACCUUAAAGCAGCCUUGCUGUUCACUUCCUAAGUAGAUACUUUUUCCAUUUAGAAAACUAACAUGGUGUUUGUAAAAUUUAUAAAUAGCCACCCAAAAUUUUGAAGCAUCUUAAUCUGAUAUGUGGACAAACAGGAUUUUUCUCUUGAAUUUGCUCUAGGAAGGGGCAGUUGUAUACCAUGUGCUUUGAUUUUAUUGUUCUACAGGGCGCUUCAUCUGAGCAAGAUGUGCUCGUAUUUCAUUUUAUUGCUAUUGUUAGUGGAAGUUGACGUAUUGUAACUGAUCAAAUGAGAUCAGGAGUCCCCUUGCACAGGUGGACAGUAGGUCACACCAAAAAUCUGUGUUUUAAUUUCUCAAAGAAGAUUGAAGUGGGAAAGGAGACUUGCAUACCUCUUUGUUUCUUCACUGGCUGCUUUGCCUAAGGAAAGUGUAUUCUCCCUUCAUAUACUCUCUUUUUUUUUUAACUCUGGGAUUUCAUCUAACAGAAAAUAAUAGGAGUAACUAUUCUGCAGUCCACAAUGGUGGUUCAUUUUAAGUUAAGCUUUUGGUGCUUGGUGAGUAUCAAUUCACUCACUCCUAAAGUCAUCGAGGCAUUGGGUUUACAUCUGCCUGCCAGCAGGUGGAGCCUUGAGGACAGAGUUAAUGUUCAAACUUGUUUAUUGGUAAUUGUUUCUCUGGUAUGUCAGGAGGUAGAAAGUUUUCACCUGGUAGCACAGGUUUUCUUUUCAGCUGGGGGAUGCUCCCAUCAAUGAGUAGUGUUUGGGGAGAUAGAAGGUUGCUUAGAUGUAGGGACCCUCUGUCUCCAUUGGGAUACCUGAGGGUAUCAUCACCAUUUUGAAAUCACGUGACAUUUGUUUCAUACAUUAGUUCCUCUUUUCUUUUCCCAUCCUUUCCCUCUGGAGGAAGGUUUAGCAGAUGAAAUCCAGGGAAGCAGAGAUCUGGUCUUGCCUUUUCCUUCUUAGAUUCAAGCCUACAUGGCCAAUUCUUCCUGCCCUCCCCUCCUAUGUCCCUUUUAUGAGGAAUAGUCUCUUUUGGCAGUCUUCCACUAUUCUUUAGCUUCUCUUUUCUAGUAAAGGUCCUGGUUGAAGUUUUUUUGAGGUAUUUGUUGGAAACAGGGAUAAUCUUGCAUUGGGAAACAAACUCUUGGGAAGCAGAUGCAAUUCAAUAUUGAUAAGUGCAAAGUGAUGCACAUGGUGCAGAAAUUAACUCAAAAUAUGCAUACAUAAUGAUCGGCUCUACAAUAACUUACCACAGAAGGAGGAAAUUUUGGAGUCUUUGUGGACAGUGCUAAAAACAUCAGCACAGUGUUUAGUAUGAAGCAAACGAUGUUAGGAAUUAUUAAGAGAGGAAUUGUAAACAAAACAAACUAUCAUUAUGUCCCUCUAUAAAUCUGUGGUGCAUCCACACCUUGAAUAGUGUUGGUCCUUCACCUUGAAAAGGACAUAGAAGACCUAGAAAAGAUACUGAGAAAGGAAACACAGAUGAUUGGGGUAUGGAGGGGCUUCCAUAUGAGAAGAGAGGAUAAAUUAGCUAGGACAGGGCUUUUCAACCUGUGGUCUGUGGGCCCCUGGGGGUCUGUGGGGUCCACGAAAGAUGACUGUGAUCAGUCAAAAGUAUGUGAAUACCCACACUUACAAUUCGCAGGGCUCUGCAUCUCCAUUUGAAUUUUUUUAGGCAUCAGCAAAUGAAUAAAGGUUGAAAACCACUGGGCCCAGGACUCUGCAGCUUAGAAAAGAGGCACUUUUGGAGGGAGGAGGAGGGCAGCAGACAUGACGGAGGCUUACAAAUAUUAAAUGAUGCAGAGAAAAUAAAUGGGGAUUUAUUUACUCUAAAUAGUAUAGCUAGGGAACAUAAAAUUAAACUGUCAGGUUUAAAAUCAGCAAAAGAAUUUUUUGUCACAACAUGCAGCUAAUUGGUGGAACUCUAUUACCACAAGAUGUUGUGGCGGCUGAUGAUUUAACUUGGUUCUAAAGGGGCUUAAGCUAAUUAAUGGAGGAAAAGUCAUUCAAUAGUCUUUGACAGUCAUAGGUAGGGGUUCAGCCUCUUAAUUGGAACUUCCUAACUUCUGAAUGCUGGAAGCUACAAUGGGAGAGGAGCAGGGGGUGGGUAAUGGUUAUCCCUGUUUACCCUCCUCAGCAUCUGCUCUCUACUGCUAUGUGGGUCAAGAUACUGGGCUAAAUGGACCUAUUGUCUGACCCAGUAAACGGUAGUUCUUAUGUAAGCUCAGAGGUGCUGCGGGUUCCUUGCUGUCUUGCCAGAUGCAAUUGCAUGAGGAUACAUUUGAUGCAGGUAGAAUUCGUAAAGUUAACACUGUCAUCUGGAAGCAUUUCCUGGAAAAGGAUGUACUGGAACUAAGAGCUCUCUUCUUAUACCUAGGAAAUUCUAAGUCCCAGGAUCAUCCCAGGAAAGGUAAAAUAUAAACUAACAAGAAAUAACGACUAUAAACAAAGUUAAGCAAGCAAGAAGUUGAUGAUCCUUUCCUAAGAACCUAACAGCCUAAACCUGUCCAGAUGUUGUGCACAGAAUGAGAUGGUUUUGAUUUAAAAAAAAAAAAAGAGGGAAUUUGAAACCGCUCUUGGACUGGCAUAGUUUUCCUUCAUAAACUUGGGUAUAGGAGCAGAUAGUUGGAAACAAUACCAUCUUCGCUACGAAGUUCAUUCACUGUUCAUAUUUGGAGGAGUGACAUGGGGUAGUGCUCCCUGUCUAGAUCUGAAAACAGCCCAGCAUUGCUGCUCCUGCUGCUCAGAGCUUUGUGACAAGAAACCAGAGUCUCCUUACUGCUCUUUAGCCAGAAAUGAAGAUGGUAAGAAUUGGAUCAGUUUAAUUCUACUGUUACUGAUGCUCAGGUUUCUAAAAAAGCAAACAAGACCUGUAGGUAUUUACUGGGAAGAAAUCAAGAACAGAAGCUGAAAGAGGACUGGAGUGGCAGCCAGGAGGCUGAAGGGGAGGGAUAAAUUGACUAAAGUAGGCAUUUUAUAACAGCUGAGAGACUUGUUGAUGGAUACCUCUUUCUCUGAGAAGAGGGCUUCAAGUUGUGCUUUGAAUCUGUGCCCCCCUCCUGUGUGUUCACCCCUGUGAACUAGGAUGAUGCAAAAGACAGAGACCAUGAACACUUUGACUAACAGGGAUGCCAAAGGAAAAAUAUGAUCCUCCAGAUCCUCGCAGAAUUUAUACCAUCAUGUCAGCAGAGGAGUUAGCCAAUGGGAAGAAGUCUCACUGGGCAGAAUUAGAAAUCUCGGGUAGAGUGCGGAGUUUAAGUACAUCACUUUGGUCACUGACGCACUUGACUGUUCUUCACCUCAAUGACAAUAAUCUUACUCGCAUUCCACCUGAUAUUGCCAAGCUCCAUAAUCUGGUUUACCUGGAUUUGUCAUCCAAUAAACUUAGAAGUUUACCAGCAGAACUAGGAAACAUGGUAUCUCUCAGGGAAUUGCUUUUAAAUAACAAUCUGUUACGGGUUUUGCCUUAUGAACUUGGACGGCUCUUCCAGCUACAAACCCUAGGUUUGAAAGGCAAUCCUUUAUCGCAGGAUAUUCUCAGUCUGUACCAGGACCCAGAUGGAACACGUAAGCUACUGAACUACAUGCUUGACAAUCUAGCAGUUCACCCAGAGCAGUUGCCUGCAAGGCCAUGGAUUACUUUAAAAGAACGAGACCAAAUUCUGCCCUCAGCUUCAUUCACAGUUAUGUGUUACAAUGUAUUGUGUGAUAAAUAUGCCACCCGGCAGCUAUAUGGCUACUGCCCAUCCUGGGCAUUAAAUUGGGAGUAUAGGAAAAAGGGAAUCAUGGAAGAAAUCGUACAUUGUGAUGCAGAUAUCAUUAGUCUUCAGGAAGUGGAAACAGAGCAAUACUUCAUUCUCUUUCUGCCAGCAUUAAAAGAACGUGGAUAUGAUGGAUUUUUCUCUCCAAAGUCACGUGCCAAAAUCAUGUCUGAGCAGGAGAAAAAGCAUGUGGACGGCUGUGCAAUAUUCUUCAAGACAGAAAAAUUCACAUUGGUGCAGAAGGACACCGUGGAGUUCAACCAGGUAGCAAUGGCCAACUCUGAAGGUUCAGAAGCUAUGCUAAACAGAGUCAUGACGAAGGACAACAUUGGAGUUGCUGUGGUGCUAGAGGUGCACAAAGAAUUAUUUGCAACAGGUAUAAAGGCUCUUCAUGCUGUGGACAGACAGCUGCUUAUUGUGGCAAAUGCCCACAUGCACUGGGACCCUGAAUACUCAGAUGUGAAACUUAUUCAGACUAUGAUGUUUGUCUCAGAACUGAAAAAUAUCCUUGAGAGAGCCUCUAGCAGGCCUGGUAGCCCAACAGCAGAUCCUAAUUCUAUUCCUCUGGUGCUGUGUGCGGAUCUUAACUCCUUGCCUGAUUCAGGUGUUGUGGAAUACUUAAGCAAUGGUAUAGUAGCUGACAACCAUAAGGACUUCAGAGAGUUGCGUUACAAUGAGUGUCUCAUGAACUUCAGUGGUAACGGAAAAAAUGGAGCUUCUGAAGGAAGAAUCACACAUGGCUUCCAGCUUAAGAGCGCCUAUGAAAACAACUUGAUGCCUUACACCAAUUACACUUUUGAUUUCAAAGGUGUAAUUGACUACAUUUUCUAUUCCAACACUCAUAUGAACGUGCUUGGUGUCCUCGGGCCUUUGGAUCCUCAGUGGCUGGUUGAGAACAACAUCACUGGGUGUCCUCACCCUCACAUCCCUUCAGACCACUUCUCACUGUUAACACACCUCGAACUCCACCCUCCACUCCUGCCUCUUGUCAACGGUGUUCACUUACCAAACAGGAGGUAGUGGAGCCCUGCCCCUUAGAGGGCUAGGACCUGUUGUUAUGGACCUGUACAGUUGUAAAUCAAAGUAUGUAGGAGUGAAGUAUGGCCAACCUUAAGCUGCUUCUUCAAGCUCCUUUCAUUGUGUGUUUGAUAUGAGACUUUGCACAUUUUGGUGCAUAUUGGUAUCAUUUGGCACUAGGGCUGGAACCAAAGUAUUAUUCCCUUUUCAGGUUUUUAAUUUAAUUUUUAAGCUGGCAAGCUUGUUUUGUUUCAUUUGGAAACUGCAUUUGUAAACAGACGCAUCAGAUUGAAAACUUGCAUAUUAAUCUAUCUAAAAUGUAAUGCUUUAUUCCAAAUUGUAGCAAAAAGAGCCAUUUUUAAAAGGAAGGAAAAUAUGUAACACUUAGAACUGAAUGAAAAGGACUUGUUUUGUAGGGCAAAUAAUUAGAAAUACUAACUUUUUCGGGACUCAGAGAUAUGAGUGCUGCACCCAAAACAAAUUUUGCACAUCAGCAAAGCACUUAAUGUUGACUGUAAAUUAUUAACAGUGUAGCCCUUCCCUUCUCCCCAUCUAGCUAAUGUUUUAAAACCAAAGAUGGUCGCAUAUAUCUAUUGAAAUUUGAGGGCUAAAUUAUCUCCUGAUGUAUCUCCAUUCACUACGAUGGAAAUAUGCCAUCAGAACAAUUAGAUCUGAGCAUUUAAAGCUGUAUAAAACUCUCUUGCUUGGCAGACAUAUUGGUAACUUGCUUGGAACUCUGAAGAACAUAAUUUUUUUAUUUUUCUGACUAAGAAAUUUAUCAACCCGAACUCUAUUAAACAGUCAUCUUAGACAAACCAAGACAGGAAGCUGUUCAGCAACAUAGCAUGGGAACAGGACUUCAGAAAUAAAGUUAAGAAAUUGCACUUAAAAAUUGUUGCAAGAAUUUUUUGAGUUGUGUUCUGCAAGAGCAAAUUUGUUCCAACCCUAUCCUUGGGUCCCCUUUCGAAAAGUUAAGUUGCAAAGAUGGAUUGGAUUUAACUGGUCAAACUAGGGGUACAGGAAAAACAUCUCUGGAAAUGAUCUUACUUCUGUCUCCAAACGGCAUGUUAAAUAACUGUCUAGGUGUUUUUGUGUGUGUGGGGGAGGAGAGAGUGGUAGCCAUCGUCAUUCCUUGGAUUAUUUUUCCUGACCCUAGUUGCCAAAUAGCCAUCAUAUGCUUUUAAUAAUCGUUGUUUCUCUUUGUUGGUUAGGGUUGAAUUAAAAAGCUACUGGUUCAUUCCCAACUAUUAAUGUUCUCAAGUUGUGCUGGAAUCUUUUCAUUUAUGCUCUAGGUGGCCAGUUCAAAACUUUGUGCCUCAAGAGGCAGUAAACAUAAUGCAAUUUUCUGAAAGAAUUUAGUAGGCUGCUUUAAAUGUUUAAAAAAUGGCACAAUAAUAAGAAAAGGUUGUCUGUGUUUUUAAGUUUUUCUUUAUUCUGCUUUUUUGCUGCUAUAAGAUUUUCUUGAAUUUAUAUUUUAAACUUUUCAUGCACUUUACUGUUUCUAGUCUCAAAAUGUGAUAUUUUUAAUAAAUAAGAAUUUUUUCCAUUAUGUGAAUGAAAUUUUUAAACAGAUUGAUAGCCUAUAUUUAUGUCUCAUUCAUAUAUUUAAAAAUCAAAUCUAAAUUGUUAAAUUAGUUUUAAAUACUAAGGAGCCAUCUUCUGUCUUGCAAAACUGAUACUUUAGGCUGUUCCACCAUUCUUUAAUUAAUAUUCCUUUUGUCAUUUUUAUAUACAGGAAGUCAUCCAUAGAAAAUCAAUUGGGCUAGAGUAGAAAAUCUAUCCUGAUUUUUGUUUUGCUGGGGGGGAGGGCGGGGGAUGUAACGAUUGGUUUAGCAGAACAACAACUCCCAUUCAGAAGUGCCUAAAAAUGGAGGCAUCCUCUAUCGUCUAAUAUAAAUUGGACAUUUACUGUAGUUGAGUGAAAUUAAUGUAAAUAAUGUCUUUUUGUGCAACGCCAAAAAAAACCUUUUAAAGAUGGAUUUUCCUCAAGGUGCAGGUAUCUUUUUAUAUACCUCAGUGUUCAACACCCUGCCAGGCUUAUAAAUUGAAAAAGUAAUUAGAGUAUAGUACUGGAAAGUAGAAUAGCAUGAAAAACUUAAUUUUGUGGACAUUACCUUUUUGUAAUCAGCUACUGUAUCUCUUUGGAGGGGUAGGUUCUCUGCUCUGGAGGUAUGCACUAACAAACCAUUUUCCUCCUUUCAUACAUGCAUGUUAACUAGUAAUGUGAGCAAUAUUUCCUACCAUACUUCACUCCCAAUAUUUUUGAGAUGUUUGUAUAAAACGGAAUUUAAAGUUCACCUAUGAUUGUAUAUGAACUGCAGAGGAGCCCGUUUAUUAAUAAUAAUAAAAUAAACUUUUGUAAUGUUUGGGAGGGAAUAAAUUGGGAAACAUUGUAAACAGCUUAGGUUUAUUUUUUUUAAUUUUCAUUUGAUUUAUAAUUGAGUGAGACACUCUGUUGCAGGAAGGUGUUUAAUUGGGUUUUCUCUGCUUCUAAAUGCACUCUUCAGAACGUCCAUAAUCCUGUGUAAUUUUUAAGACUUGUUCUAUUUGAUAGAUGUUGCACAAAGCCUCUUCUGUGAAAAUGGGUGUUUGUGUUUCAGUUGGCACACACUUGGGGUAUGUUUACCCAAAUUUUACAUGUUCUUCCCCCUGCCACUUCUUUCCCAUACAUUCUGCUCCCCACUGCCCUGCUCUUUUUCCAACAACAAGGAGCACUACCUUUAUUGAGCUUCCAUUUCAGGUGAUCAGAAAUGCUGCUACCUUAUAAUGAUUUUGUUUUCAUUUGUGGUUUUUAAAAUACAAGUAAUUUGGAACAUUAUCAGUAAUAAACUGAUUAGUCUAAAGGCGAGCAACACUUUUAAACAAAAGCACAUGUAUCUUACAAAUGUUAAUACACACGUCAGUGUGUGUUAUGGAUGGAGACUCUUGGCUUACAAAGUCAAGGACUUGAGCAGUUUUGAAUGUGCAGAUUUUGAAAAUCUUUGAUUAACCUUUUUUUGGUAGGGGAGGGAAGGAAACUGGGGAAAGUUGAGGUACCACAGUUGUUUACAAUAAAUAGAUGGGCACCUAAAUAUACCGGGCACUGAUCCUAGUCUCCUAGUUUUAAACAUUGGGACUACUGCAGCAUCCUCAGGACUGAUAACUAGAAAAAAGUUCAAAUUCGUAUAGUGCUCCUUGCUUAGUUGGCUUUGUUUUCAAAAUAUUGUGCCUGGUGUUGACUUCAAAGCAACAGCACUGCCUAAAGCAGAGAAAAAAAAUCUAACACCAUUCUACAAGCAACUUUUUAAAAUUCGGUAUGGUAAAUCUGUUAGAUAUGGGGUUUUGUGUGUGUGUGUGUGUGUGUGUGUAUAUAUAAAAAUGAGAAUUUUUGUACAAUGUACCUGAAUAUUUUUGUUUCAUUUAUUUUGAUGUAAAGUGUGAACAUUUUGCAUACCACAUGUUGAAGUCAGGUAUGGCACAAUGGGUUCUGAGACCAGCUUUUCCCAUUUGCCUUGUUUAAAGCUAUGUCUUUUCUUCAGUUUCUUGCAUUCAUCAAAUACUUCAUUUCACCAAGAAGCUUACUUUGUGCAUUUUGAAGCCACUCUUGUUUCUAAUCUGCAGAAGCAUUAAACUGUAUUUCUUGUUAGUCCCAGCUCCUUGAUUCCUAUGUUUAUAGACUAUGGCCACAAUCUUCAAACUUACACAUUUUUCAAAAGGGCUCAAUGCUGGUACUACUCUCAAAAUUUCCCAAAUGACUUCACUGGGGACAAUGUUGAGCCAGUGCUGAGAAAAUCUGAAAAUCUUCCAGCCUGCUUGCUUUUAAAGUCUGAUUCCUCAACUGAUGUUCAGACACUUAAAUUACUACUAGCCUGCUGUGCAAAGGUGCUGAGCACCUGUGGCUCAGGUUUACUUAAGAAUUUCUGACAAUCAGGCCAUCUAUAGUUUUGGUGUUUGUUGUACAUGACUUUAGGAGCCCUACUUUCAGCACCUGGUUCUGAAGGCUUUGGUCUAAUUUACCAAGGAGUAGACUAAGAUAUGAAAGGCUCAUAUCACUUGAUUCCAUGGGGGCUACAUUUUUGGUUGGUGGGGGGUUACAGAUGUGGACUAUGGAGAAGAGAAAAACUAUAAUUUUUAAAAAGAAAUUAAAGGUUACUUUGUGUUUUAACUAUAAUAAGUUAUGUGAGGAAACCAUUCUUUUACUUACCCAUUUAAAUAGUUUUAAGACUUCUAAAUCACUUGUGCGUUAUUAAUAUUCUCCCAAUAGUAAACUGAGAGGAAGAAGUGGGCAGUUAUUAACACCUUUCCUUUCUUUGUUUCUUUUUUAAAGGUCAGAUUUAAACCCUACAACAGAAUUGACUGUUUCCAUUCUAAAUCUAGGCUUUCAGCAUCAAAAAUUCAGCAUGAAACUUGGCAUAUGAGAUUUGAGUGAAAGGAUUUUUUAAUAAUAAUUGUCCAUAAAAAUGAUAGGCUGCAAUAUAAACAUGAAAGGAUUAGUUUGUAAUCUUGAAUUUUAUGCAACUCCCGUAACAAAUGGAGUUGUUAUAGCAGUAUUAAACUUUAAACAGGAAUUGUUUUAAAUGGCCUGAGUAGUGUAUGUAAUCCUACAAGUAGUAACUUUCCAGGUAUAUUCUGUUUUUCUGAAGUUAGUUUUCAUUAGUAAGGAAUACCUACAUAAAAAUAGAUGUCAUAACAUUUUAGGAUUACCUUUUAGAAUGACACUUUUCCCUUCUGUAUUGGGAAAAAUGAGCUGAAACAUAUUGAGACAUCAAUAAUGGCUAAACAUUAUAAAGGAAGAAGUCAUCUGCUUCUGUGUAGUUAUAUUUUAUUUGACCUGGUUAUUUUUUUCCUCAGUAUUUCAAUAGAAUGUGCUGUGUAAAUCUUCCUAUAUAUUCUGAAAUUUUGGAACUUUUAAGUCCAUCAUAUUUUUUUUUUGUAUCCAACAGUAAGCUAAAAUUAGUCAUAUAUAGAAAAAAAUUGAACAAAAACAUACAGCAUAAGUCAAGGAGUUAAUAAAAACAUAGUUAUUACAUAUGUGUAUUGUAUAUUAUAAUACAUAUUUUGAGGUCUUUUUUUUUUUUUUUAGCAACCUUCAUAAAAUGAAUUGCUCAACCGAAAAUGAAGUAACAUUGAAUAAGAUUCUGCUCCCACUGAAGCUGAUGAAAGCAUUGUCAUUGACCUUUAGACCAAUAGUUUCAUCCCUAGUGUCUAGUCUACAAAUCUACCACUACUGCUGAAAAUGUUAAAAGUGAUUUAAAAGAUCAGUGGUUGAAUACAUAGGGUUUCUGAAUGAACUAAUAAUUUCUUUCCUGUUGAAGUGGUCUAUCCAGAAUAGUAUGGAGGCAGAGUGGCACAGGGAAUCUUUAAUUUGCUAGUCUAAGAUGAAAUUUUGGGGUAGGGCUUUUUCUGUUUAAUUAUGUGG